AUGACCUUGGUUCUGCCACUGUUGGACUACUGUGGCCUGGUGUACCUUGAGCUACCAGAGUACCUCGCUACUAUGCUGCAGAGUGUUUGGCACGUGGCCAUACGAUUUGUUUUUGGCCUCCACCGUGACGAGCGAUUGGCACCUUUCCUCGAAAGGAUGGGCUGUGCCAGUCUCGAGGAAAGGAGAAGAUAUUUCGUGGGCCUACAGGUGUACCGGGCAGUAUCGCUGCGACGACCCCAUUACAUCAGCGAGGUGUUUCAGCGCCGAGACACGGGGAUGGCGCCGCAGACCAGGAGAAGUUCCCCGCCUCAACUGACGGUGCCUGAUUCGAGUUCAGAAAUGCGGCGGUGCUCCUUUUGCAUCAUGGGCCCGAGAGUGUGGAACGAGCUACCGCUGGCGGUUCGCAAUGCCGACUCGGUACCACAAUUUCGCCGCCGAUUGCGCGCCUACCUCGCGAGCUGCCGCUAA
Molecule: messenger RNA, 468 nt
Organism: Trichogramma pretiosum
Lineage: Eukaryota; Metazoa; Arthropoda; Insecta; Hymenoptera; Trichogrammatidae
Exons: 1
Coding region: 1-468 (155 amino acids)
Source: RefSeq, a predicted model, not a curated record